Molecule: messenger RNA, 1202 nt
Organism: Oryza brachyantha (malo sina)
Lineage: Eukaryota; Viridiplantae; Streptophyta; Magnoliopsida; Poales; Poaceae
Exons: 9
Coding region: 154-996 (280 amino acids)
Source: RefSeq, a predicted model, not a curated record
GGCCCCUUCCAUUCCAACCGCAAUCCUCCCAUCCGCCCCUGCCAUUCUUCUUCCCAUUCCCCCCAGAAUUUCCCAGCUUUCUUCGCUCCGCCGCACCGCGCCGACCAAUCUCUCAAUCUGCUUUCGUGACAACAUCAAUCCACACAGAUCGACAUGGAGUACGAAGGCAAGUACAACAAGGAGCAGAAGCUCAAUUGUGACUGCCUCCUCUUCGAUCUUGAUGACACGCUGUAUCCGGUGGCCUCCGGCAUUGGAGCCGACGUUGUGAGGAACAUCCAAGCUUAUAUGAUCGAAAAGCUUGAUGUUGAAGAGAGCAUCAGUUUGGAGCUAUGCGUCCUCCUCUACAAGCAGUAUGGAACUACCAUGGCCGGCUUAAGGGCUGUUGGGUACCAGUUUGAUUAUGACGACUUCCACAGCUAUGUUCAUGGAAGGCUGGCUUAUGAGAAAAUCAAGCCUGAUCCAGUACUUAGGAACAUUCUCCUGAGUUUGCCAGUCCGCAAAAUUGUGUUCACAAAUGGUGACAGAAUUCAUGCUUCAAGGGCCCUCAAGAGGCUAGGAAUAGAGGAUUGCUUUGAAGGAGUUGUGUGCUUUGAGACCUUGAACCCAACAUCCCCUCCUUUGGCACCCGGUCAGGUUGAAAUCUUUGAUAUAAUGAAGCAUCUGGCUCAUCCAGAGCCUGGGGUUGAACUACCAAAGUCACCAAUCCUGUGCAAACCAAAUAUAGAUGCCAUGCUGCAAGCUCUCAAGGUUGCCUCCAUCAAUCCCAAGACAUCGAUAUUGUUUGAUGACAGCGCCAGGAAUAUCCAGGCUGCAAAGCAAAUAGGAAUGCAUACCGUCUUGGUUGGAACUUCUGAAAGAAUAAAAGGUGCUGACCAUGCCUUGGAAAGUCUUCACAACAUGAAGGAAGCAUUGCCUGAGCUGUGGGAGGAGGCUGUGAAGGAUGAGGAUGUCAGGAACUCAAGCAAAGUUGGAAUUGAGACAUCUGUGAUCGCUUAAAACUAUCAUGAAUGCAACCCUUUCAGUUCCUGAUGGAGAACAGCUUGAGAUGAGUGGAUCAUUUUUCAGAGCUCAUUUCUGCGCUUUCUUCUGUCUGAAAGUAGAUGUGCUAAUUAGGACGAGUGUCAUGACCUCCUUAGGAAAUAUGCUACUCCUCUUCAUGUACUAUCCACUGUCCAGUAAUAAAUAAAGAGAUGUUCUAUGAA